CCGUCUCUUCUAUAAAAGAGUUCCACGGAGCUGCAGAGCGUUGUGUUGUUCGGGAAUUAGUUUUGGGGUGUUAAGCAGAAGUUUCUCUGUAUAGACUAUUUACAUUGUCUUUUUUCGACAACAAAACAAAAGGUAACGUUAAUGGGUUUCCGGUGAGGCUUGCAUGUAGAGACAAUACAGAUUGUUAAGUGGAUAUUUUAAGAAAUUCAGAUGAAGACAAAAAACAUAAUGAAACCUUGCCUGCUGACCUGCCAGAACUGUGAUAGGCAGUAUGAGACAAUCAAGGACUUCAAAGUGCAUGUCCGGAGUUACAGCCAUAAAAAGGAAGUGGCCGCGUUUUUUCAGACAGCUGUACAUCAAGGACAAACUAUCUUUCCUGUGUUUGUUGUUAUGGACUACUUGAGGACCCCAAACCAAAGAGACCCGCUCAUUGGUCUGGACAUGGUGACAGUUUGUAUUACUCCAGAGAAAUAUGGUGCAUUCUACCUGUGUCAUGUUUGUGAGGAGCGUCUGAGCAGUCAGGAUAUUAACAAACAUCUAUGUUCUGUUGAGCAUUACUUUAAGUUCUUGGCCCACAGUAAUCCAGAGUUGCUGCGGUUUGCCUGGUUCAAGGAUUCUUUUUUGUAUCUACAGUCCAGUGCUCUGAAAGAAAACGGCACAAAUGGGUCUGGCACCUUGCGGAUUUUAGAGCUGCCCAAGAUGAUGCUGAAGAGGGGUAAAAAGCUGGCAUAUCAUCAAGUUAUGAUGAUGUUUUCCAAAACAGAAAAAUUGACAGAACGUGUGAGAGCUAACAGACCUAAGCGGAAAACACUUCAGGCCUAUAUCACCGACCCUGCCAGAACCAACCCUUUGCUUGGCUUGAACUUCCUGGUUGAGUACUCUUGUCCAGACAGUGAGUAUCACUGUGGGUAUCUCUGCAUUCUGUGCAAGAAGAAACUUCCAGCCAUUGACAGCAUCUCCCAUUGCAUCAGCUUUGAUCAUGUUUACUGGUACUUGCAAGAGGCUCACCCUGCAACCCUAGAAUGUCCCAAGAGUAGUUACACUCAAUACUCGUACAGUUUCCACAAGAAGAUCCUUUACCUGGCCAAUCAGGCACAGAAAGAAUGCCCACCAGGGGAAAUACAGAGUGUGCAUCUGGAUCUGUCAGGCUUUAAAGACAUUGACUCUUCCAGUUACAUGAAUGCUUUAGAUAAGCUGCAGCUGAAAAGACGAGAAAGAAAUCAAAGUGAAAUCAAAGCUAGUGUUACACCGGGAGAACGAAUCUUAUACACUCCAGAGGCCCCAGCAUCCUCUGCAAGCAUGGUGACCACAGUCUGCUCAGCAGAACAGGAAGCAGAGAAAACGCACAAAGACUAUGGCGCUCAAAAUGGAGACAGCAGCUGUCAAUUUAUUUUGUGUGUGGAAUGCGACAAGACAUUACCCUUCAUAUCGGAUUACAAGAAGCAUAUUAAAGGAAGGGAACACAAAGAGAAACUUGUUGACCUGUUUGGAUCAGGCUUGUACACUGGACCCAUUUCUGUGAUUACAUUGUACAGAUAUCUGUGGUCUCAACAUUUGAAGAAUUCAUCACCUCCACUGAUAGGUCUGCAGCUGCUCACAGUGCUUGUGGACAGGCAGAGUCAAUGGUCGAGCUCACCACUGUACCUGUGUCAUGCAUGCGAGAUCAACAUUUCAAAAUCCGCAUCUGAACACCUCACCUCCACACAGCAUUAUUUCAAUGUCUUUGCACACACAAAACCAGACCAUGUGUUUCUUCGUGCUCGGAAUUUGAACAAAAUCACCGAACUUGCACAAGAAGAAGAAGUGAGGCAGAGAAAAGAAAAGAUGGUUCUGAGGGUGUGUGAGAUUCCAAGUCACUUGUGGAUGAAGUUCAAGAGCCUGGCAUUUGAGAAAAUCAUGGCAACGAUUAGGAACCACCAUCCAAAGUUGAGCAACUGUAUUGAAGUUCCAAAGCGGGUGACGCUGCAGUCAUAUGCCAAAAGUUGUGACAGGAAGUCUCCACUGCUUGGUCUGCAGUUCAUGGUGAAGUACAGUACAACACAGCCUUAUCCAAAAUGUGGUUAUCUUUGCUUGCUGUGUGAAAGGAAGCUUUCUGAAAUGGAUGUCAUUGCCCACAUUUUGAGCUUUGCUCAUGUUUUCAACUACCUUAAUGUGGCGCACCCUGGUUCCUUGAGCAAGGAUGAUGAUCAGAUGUCACUGAUUGUAGACCUGGCAGAGCAGGCAGAGACAAUACAUCCUAAUGAAGCUUUGCAGGAAGUGGAACUAGACUUUGGGAAAUUUCAUAAACUUGACACAAACCUUUUCAAGACUGCUUUGGAAGCUUUGCAGUUGUUUUGUAGGGAAAAAGGACUAGGAGAACUAAAGCCAUCUCUUGCCCCAGGAGCCAAAUUGGUCUCCAGUCUGGAGAAGAAAAAUCCUCUGCAGUGUGUCCAAGAAGGAUGCCUUUCCACGCCAUCAAAGAGCCAGCAGAUCAACUUUGAUGCAACAUGCACAGAAACAUGCUUUCCCAAAACAGAUUUAAAAUUUCCUGACUCCCUUCCAAAACUCACGGAGCUUCCGAAAUCCACAGAUCCUGCAAAUUCAGCCUCCACAUGUGUACAGCCUGCUAAACCUUCAUCAGCCACCUCGCCACCUUUGCUGCUUCCUGAAGCAUCAUUAAACACUCAGCAACAUGACCCAAUGGAAUUGGACACAGAACCUCUCAGCCAAGCAAUGCCUCCUAACCACAGCCCAGCAGAGGCAAAAGAAUUCUACCAAACAGCAAAACCUCCUGAAACUCAAGAUUCAAGAUUUGCUCAACAGCAGAGCCAACUGGAACAAAAUAAAGAGGAUCUGUCAAAAGCUCCUCAGAAACAGAAGCAGGCUCUUAUUCACUUGAACAAGGCACAAGCAGUACCUCAGAUCCCACAUGCUGGCAGUGAACUGUGGAACUAUCUGAAGAUGGCAAACAGAGAACCUGUAAUAGGUUUGAAUUCUGUGAUUGAGUGUCACACUGAUGGGCUACCACCAUUCUACAUAUGUGUGUCAUGCAAAGAGAGAGUUACCGAGAACUCUAUAAUUAGACAUCUGACAAGUCGUGACCAUCAAAUAAUAUAUCUGAGGUCAAUAAAAUAUGCUCCUCUGCUGGCCAAAAGAAGAGUGAAGACAAAAUGGCUGAGAAACCAUGCCAUUAUGUUGGAGAAAACUGAAGGAUAUGGAGAGGCAAAGGUACUAGAGUUGGACGCUCAAGAUUACCAUCAGAUCUUCAAUGCUCCCAUUGUAACAGCACUUAAAAGCAUAAAGGAAAGUGAAGAAAAGGACAGCCCAUGUGGUCACCUAAGAGGAAAGGCAAUGUCAGAUGACUCCAAAUCUGACACGACUCUUAAACAACAUUCUGAUGACGAACCUCUCCGGAGUUCACCUCAUUUAUGGUCUUACCUGACUAGUUCCUGUAGAACAGAGCCUGUAAUCGGUUUGAGUGUGGUCACAGAGUACCGCAGUUCCUCUGGUCAGAACUCAUUUCUGUGCUCAAGCUGCAAAGUAAUCCUCCCUACCAGUAAAUAUAUGUGCCAUCUGAUUAGUCCACGCCACCGCUUUACCUACAUUAAAGAUAAUCACCCAAAGCUUGUGGAAAAGUGGAAAGAUACGAUUGACUUGACUUAUAAAAUCCCAGUCCUUAAAGAGAAGGCAAAAAUUGUGCAGGACAGCGAAGGCUGGGGACAGAUUAAGGUCGUGGAGAAGGAAUCUCCAAAACUGAAGGAGCAGGCAGCACAAAAUGCUGAGAACUCAGUCAAGGCUCAUGAAGCAGAGCCUCCUCAAACCAGUAGUGAAACAGUACACACAGAGCAGCAGGGCCAAAACACCAAGAGGCGAAAAUCUCUGAAACAGCUGAAAAAGAAGAAAAUCAACAAGGACAGUGCUUUGAUUGGGUUGAAUUUUAUUACGUGUGUGACUCAUGAUAAAAAGAAGCUGUUCUUCUGUGAACUGUGCUCUGUGAGGUGUCAUUUAGACCACAUGUCUAGUGUGACCCACAGAAAAACCUGUGUGGAACAUAGAUAUCCUGGUUGGACUGAAAGUGAUGCAAACAUGGAGAGGAUGAAUGAGAUUGUCUUACGUUUAGCAGCAGUGGAGCGAAGCACUGGGAUUGGAAUGAAGAAACUAAACGUUCCUGCUGAUGUUUUCACAGCCUUAAGGACUGCACCUAUCAAUGAUGCCCUGUCUCAGCUGAAAUUACAGCAGACAAAACUAGAGGCUGGAAUGGACCUAAAAGGUGGCCGUGCCUCUCCAGAACCCAAUUCUAACACAGCAACUUACUGUACACGUGGAACCUACAAUGAUAUUGACAAUCACAUGCCAUGUUCUGCUGCAGCUAGCAGCUCUUUGCAGCAAGAGCAAGCCCCCAUACUGGAGACGUCUAUGAUUCCAGAUGAAACAUCAAAUCCUCUGAGUGAAAGCCAUUCAGGCCCCAUACCUCUGGAUCCUUGCUCUGUUUCCUCUGUUCCUGUCUCAUCCCUUCCCACAUUACCCGCUCCUUGUGACACUUCUUCUUUAGACCUCCAUGCACCAGCUGAACCUUACAGCACAGUUUCUUCUCCACCACCAAGCAUACAGACUUCCCCUGUUCCUCUGCCUCCUCUUCCACCUCCUGUCCUUGACCUACCUCCUCUCCCCCCUCUUCCACCUCCUGUCCUUGACCUACCUCCUCUCCCCCCUCUCCCACCUUCUGACCUUGACCUACCUCCUCUCCCCCCUCUCCCACAUUCUGUCCCUGACCUACCUCCACUCCCCUUUUCCCCCAUUCCUCUGCCACCUCCUAUCCCUGACUUUCCUUUGCUUUCCUCUCAGCCUUUUACUUCCUCACAGUCACUCUCUUCAUCUCCACCCCUGUAUGAGCCCAUCUCUCCUCCUUCUCUGUAUAAGCCCAAUUCUCCUCCACCUCUGUAUGAACCCAUCUCUCCUCCGGCUGCAGCUGAGUGUCAGGCCACACCUUAUAUUGCCUCUCCGUAUUCUGCUUCUUACCAAACCUCCCCUUCGUCCAUCUCUCUGCUACAGCCCUCCAAGAGUCAUCCCAUGGAGGGUGAAGAUCAUGCAGAUGUGUGCACCCAGUCUAUGCUAAGAGAGGAGAGCAGGCCUCUGGUCACUGCACCACCACACAUGGACAUUGUUCUGAACCUGCCCACAGUGGAAGGGCAAAGCAACGCCUAUCUGUUUCUCAAUUUGCGGAAUCUUCCUAGUACAGAGCCAAUUAUAGGUCUAUCUAACAUUGUGGAGUGCCGAACAACAGUCCGGCCAACUUUAUUUUUGUGUCUGAAUUGUACUGAGAAGUUUAGCACAAAGAACUUUUAUUGCCAUAUGACCAGUGAGAAGCACCAAUACUAUUCCAUUAGGAUUCGGUAUCCUGGAAUAUUUCAGAAGUGGCAGUGGCAGACCAGUCAUAAGCUGACUAUUCGUGACUUGGCUAAGAGACUGGCAUUGGAGGAGCAGGGCUUAGAUGCCAAGGUCAUCAAGCUGGACCACAAGCAGUAUGACAGUGUGCAAUCAGCAGACUUCCUCAGUGCAAUUGAAAUACUACGGAGAAUAUAUGGACCAGAACACAGCCAGAGUUCUCUGCCUUUGCAUCUCACAGGCCAGACUCCAAGAGCAAGGUUACAGCGAUGGCACGUAGAGACUGGUAGAGAAACAGAUAGACAUCGGCCACAGCAAAACUGUGACCUCAAUCCAAGCCAAACAACACAACAUGGACUUCAUAACAGCCAAGUACCAGACAGGGCUUUUGAUAUGACACAGGGCAACCUUGAUAGAAGCACUGAAAUGAGCAGCCUCACCAGGGAUCGGCUACAGCACAGUCAAAGCCCUCAGAAAACCAGGAAGGGCCCAGAAAUGGCCAAUGCUCAGACACAACAGACUCAGCAUCAGUUUAAAUCACAACCAGGUCUAGCAGCAGAGUUUGAAAGCAGAAACAUUAGGCUUCACUCUCCUGAGACACAUACUGAAAGUACACCGGAAGCACCUGGUACAAGUUGUGCCAAUUCACAUUCUUCACAAACUCCGGAGUUAACUGGCAAAGAACAAAUAACUGCACAAACCUCUUCCUGUAUGAUCAGAAUUAAACAGGAGAAACCUGACUAUGAUGAGGUUUCUCCGGGGACAUGCGGUUUUGCAGUUCACAUUGCUCCUAGUGCGGAAGCACCGAGUUCUAGAGAAGCUACAGGAAAUCCAUUCAAGCACACAACUGACCUGAAAGAAUAUCUAAGCAGCAAAAGAGCAGCGUCGGACGCUGUGGUUGGUCUGAGCUCAGUGAUUGUGUGUCAAAGUGAGGGUCAGGCGCCACUGUACUUGUGUGUAUCCUGCUCCAGCAAACUUAGCCAUGACCUCAUCAUCAACCACCUACUGAAGCCUGGCCACCGAGAUAGUUAUCUGAGGCACCGGUACCCCUGGUUGUUUGAGGACUGGUCUGAUUCUGAUAGUAGAACUCAAAGGUCUGCGAUGCUUAUGCGGCUUGCUCACCAAGUGGAGAAAAACUUUGAGGAUGAGCCAGGCCAGCUACAGGAGAUGGAAGUACAGUGUGCUGUCUUGACAGAAAUUAAAAGCCUGUCAUUUGAUAAAGCUAUCAUACAGUUACAGAAGAUUAGAAAAGGGCAGAGGCUUUGUGCACUCCAAACCUGCGUUUCCCCCAAGACCCGAAAAGUUUUGGUGAAACAGGAAAAUGUAGAGACAGAAGUGACGAAGCAGCGUUUACCACAGCUUGCUGAUUUACCGGAGAUAAUUGCACAGAGGCCAAAGACAGCUUCUAAGCGCAGGGCUGCUGAACCAGAUUCACGCCAUGAGUCGCCGACACUUGUUAAACAAAUCAAACUUUCAAGUGCUGUGACCUCCAGUCAAAAAACGCUCCAACAACCCAAACACUGGACCUGUGACCAACAAAUACCUAGUCUUCCUAGCCCACACACUCCUAAAAACAGUGCCCAAAUAACCACCACAACUGUGGUUUCCUCUAAAGAGUCAUCACCUCAGAACCAUGCUAACACUCAGCAGAAACCCAGGCAUUUUAAUGCUGACCUGUCGCAUGUUUCUCUUCCCAGUUCUGAAGCUAGUCCCCCUAGACCCAAAGUCCAAUACUCAUGUCCCACUCAAAAGGCAACCACCUCAAUCAAGCCCUCUCAGAAAUCAUCAGUACAAACAAAUUCAGUGGUUAAAACCAAACCCAAAAGCUCAAUUCCAGACACUCAUAAAGCUCGUCUUGCUGCAUCAGAUCCUCGAUUGGUAGCUAAGACAGCUUCAGACUGCCCUGAGCAAUCCGGAUCAGUUAUCUCCAAGACUUGUUUAAAAAGGCAGCUUUCUGAAAGCAAGGCUCUCUCCUCAUUAUCUAGGACACAGUCCACUGAUGACCCUCCCAGUCAUCUGAGAUGGUCACCUUUAGAAUGUCCAGCAAAGAGGAGAUGCUCAGAUGAGGGCUUGGAUAACCUUUCUCAAGUACAGAAAGAGAGGUCCAUUUUGUCCACAGUCCUUCCAGACAGAUCACAGUCUUCUCAUUUAAACUCCUCAAGAAGUUCAGACCCCAGUACCCAUACUGAGCGAGCUACCUCAAAUCAGCCUUCGCUUUCAUCUAAAAACAGUGAUGGGCGAGCUUUGUCUUUUACCAUCUUGCCACCUCAGCAAGAGUUUCCCUGUCCUAACACAAGUUCCAUUAGUGCUCCAUCCAUGGAGGCACAAGGGCAGGAAAUUGCUCGGCUUCAUGAGAGACCCUUGGUGAAAAAGAGAUCAACUGAAAAUGCCUGGAAUUAUGAAAAUCGACAGUUUAGCUCUGACACACUUAAUACAAACCUAGAGGCUGCCCCCUCUGGUGAGGCUGACCGGAAAGUUCCUGUUAAGGAUACAGACAUCUCAACCUUUGCUGGUGUGGAUAACACCGCCAUGUCAUACCCGGUUCCAGCACAUAAUGCUAGUGCUAGUUUAUAUUUUUCUACAGCAUCAGAAUGUGGCGGAACUACCUCUGUCACUAGUCCAGUGAUACCUGGAUAUGCCAUGCCUUAUCCAUAUUUUGGAUAUAAGCAAGCUGAUUAUACCCAAGCCAAUGUUACAUAUAGUAGUAGAGCACAUAAUUACACCGUGGCAACAGAUAAAAGCGGCAUAAAUGCUCAAUCUGCUGCUGCAGGUACUCCUACAAAUGUUAGAUACUUCACUGACAAUAAUCCAGCUUACACAUCCCAACUAGUUUAUCAGUCUCAACAAGUUUACCAGCCCCUCCAUGCUUUCCAGUCUCCAGAGGCUUAUCAGGCCUACUAUGCUUUCUGUGCUUACAAUCAAGUACAUCAACCAAACCAGCCGACCGCAUUCAGUGGAAAUGUCACGUCAGCUGCUUCUGCACAUGAACACAUGCCCACCAACUAGGGGGCCACAAAAGCAGAACUGAAGAAAUCUUAUACCACGUGUAGUCAUGUAAAAGGGGCCUUAUUUUUCUCUGUUUUAAACAACUUUUGCUCUGAUAACUGUUUCAUUUUCUUUUGUUGCAAUUACUUGAAUGUAAAUACUUUUGAAAUGUUGUGCAGCAAGUGGUGUAAUUCCUUUUAUUUGGCCAGACACUUGUGCCUUUGUCUUGUUCUGUUAGAUAUACUACAAAGAGCCUGUUUUGUGUAUAUAUUUUUAACACAGUUUUACAAUCGGUGUUAAUGUUUGUUCCAGAAAGGAAAAUUCAUUCAAUUUAUUUAUUUUU
Messenger RNA from Colossoma macropomum (tambaqui), 8692 nucleotides. RefSeq lists its product as uncharacterized. Lineage: Eukaryota; Metazoa; Chordata; Actinopteri; Characiformes; Serrasalmidae. Bases 211 to 8370 code for a protein of 2719 amino acids. The transcript is spliced from 66 exons. The record is from RefSeq and is a predicted model, not a curated record.